AUGGCCCAGCUGAAGGCCACGAGGUCAUCCCCGCAUCUGGAGCCAGGGCAGGCUCAGGCCCCUGACUCGGCCCAGCUGGUGCUUGUUGCAGGGGAACCUGUGCAGACUGGGGCUCUUCAGAAUCAGGCCCCAGACUUGGUUCAGAUGCCACCUGAGGCGAAGGAUCUGGUGCGGACUGAGACUCCUCUGGUUCUGAGUCCGAGCCCGAGUCCCAGGCCAUCACAGGGAGGCACAUCCACAGCCCGAAGCAUCCAUAAGAUGAAGUGCCGUGUCUGCGCAUGCACGCGGCGCAAUUUCGAGCUUCUGCGCAUGCACAAACAGCGAAACCCGGAAGUAACCAAUUCUGGGACUUCCAGGUUUGCCACUGUCCAUAACAUGAAAUUCUGUUACCCGAAGGCAACAUAUCUAGAGGUAUGA
Molecule: messenger RNA, 417 nt
Organism: Podarcis lilfordi (Lilford's wall lizard)
Lineage: Eukaryota; Metazoa; Chordata; Lepidosauria; Squamata; Lacertidae
Source: the annotation of a GenBank genome assembly